Molecule: messenger RNA, 855 nt
Organism: Diaporthe citri
Lineage: Eukaryota; Fungi; Ascomycota; Sordariomycetes; Diaporthales; Diaporthaceae
Exons: 3
Coding region: 1-855 (284 amino acids)
Biological process (GO): actin cytoskeleton organization; barbed-end actin filament capping; cell morphogenesis
Cellular component (GO): cytoplasm; actin cortical patch; F-actin capping protein complex
Molecular function (GO): actin filament binding
Source: RefSeq, a predicted model, not a curated record
AUGUCCUCGGCAGAUCCAUUCGACUCGGCCCUCGACCUUCUCCGCCGCCUCAACCCAAAGUACACCCAGCGCAACCUCGACUACAUCAUCCGCCUCGCCCCAGACCUGACAGAGGACCUGCUGUCGUCCGUCGACCAGCCCCUCGUCGUCAAGCGCUGCAAGCAGUCCGGCCGCGACUACCUACUCUGCGACUACAACCGCGAUGGCGACUCGUACCGCUCGCCCUGGUCCAACCAAUUCGACCCGCCGCUGGACGAGGCCGGGCCCGGCGGCGUCGGCGCCGGUGGUAACGACGGCGCCGGCGAGGGGGCUGUCCCGGGCGAGCGUGUGAGGAAGAUGGAGGUCAAGGCGAACGAGGCCUUUGACAUCUACCGCGAGCUGUACUACGAGGGGGGCGUCUCUAGUGUCUAUCUGUGGAAUCUCGACGACGGCUUCGCUGGCGUGGUACUGUUGAAGAAGUCCUCCCCGUCCGGCGGUAGCAGCAGCGGUGUCUGGGAUUCGAUCCAUGUCUUCGAGGCCUCCGAGCGAGGCCGCACAACAAACUAUCGGAUGACCUCGACGGUGAUGCUCAGCCUGGCUGCCAACUCCAACGUCACCCUGGGCGAGAUGGACCUAAGUGGCAACAUGACGCGGCAGAUCGAGCAGGAGCUGCCCGUGGAAACAGACGAGAGCCACAUCGCCAACGUCGGCCGCCUGGUCGAGGACAUGGAGCUCAAGAUGCGAAACCUGCUACAGGAGGUGUACUUCGGCAAGGCAAAGGACGUGGUGGGCGACCUGAGGUCGGCGGGCAGCCUAAGCGAAGGCCAGAAGGACAGGGACGCGCAGAGGGAGAUCAUUGGCAGCAUGCGCCGGUGA